Molecule: messenger RNA, 29511 nt
Organism: Closterium sp. NIES-65
Lineage: Eukaryota; Viridiplantae; Streptophyta; Zygnematophyceae; Desmidiales; Closteriaceae
Source: the annotation of a GenBank genome assembly
AUGCUUGUGCUUCCUCUUCUUGCGCUUCCUCUGCUUACGCUUCUUCUGCUUGUGCUUCCUCUGCUUGCUCUUCCUUUGCUUACGCUUCCUCUGCUUGCGCUCCUGUGCUUGUGCUUUCUCUGCUUGUGCUUCCUCUGCUUGCGCUUCCUUUGCUUGCGCUUCCUCUGCUUGCGCUUUCUCUGCUUGUGCUUCCUCUGCUUAUGCUUCCUCUGCUUGUGCUUCCUCUGCUUGCGCUUCCUCUGCUUGUGCUUCCUCUACUUGCGCUUCCUUUGCUUGCGCUUCCUCUGUUUGCGCUUCCUCUGCUUGCGCUUCCUCUGCUUGCGCUUCCUCUGCUUGCGCUUCCUCUGCUUGGGCUCCUCUGCUUGUGCUUCCUCUGCUUAUGCUUCCUCUGCUUGCGCUUCCUCUGCUUGUGCUUCCUCUGCUUGUGCUUCCUCUACUUGCGCAUCCUCUGCUUGUGCUUCCUCUACUUGCGCUUCCUCUGCUUGCGCUUCCUCUUCUUGUGCUUCCUCUGCUUGCGCUUCCUCUGCUUGUGCUUCCUCUGCUUGUGCUUCCUCUGCUUGCGCUUCCUCUGCUUGCGCUUCCUCUGAUUGUGCUUCCUCUGAGAGCGCUUCCUCUUCUUGUGCUUCCUCUGCUUGCGCUUCUUCUGCUUGUGCUUUCAUUGCUUGUGCUUCCUCUGCUUGCGCUUCCUCUUCUUGUGCUUCUUCUGCUUGUGCUCCCUCUACUUGCGCUUCCUCUGCUUGGGCUCUUGUGCUUGUGCUUCCACUGCUUGUGCUUCCUCUGCUUGCGCUUCCUCACUUCCUCUGCUUGUCCUCCUCUGCUUGCGCUUCCUCUGCUUGCGCUUCCUAUGCUUGCGCUUCCUCUUCUUGUGCUUCCUCUGCUUACGCUUCCUCUGCUUGUGCUUCCUCCGCUUGCUCUUCCUUUGCUUACGCUUCCUCUGCUUGCGCUCCUCUGCUUGUGCUUUCUCUGCUUGUGCUUUCUCUGCUUGCGCUUCCUCUGCUUGUGCUUCCUCUGCUUGUGCUCCUCUGCUUGCGCUUCCUCUGCUUGCGCUUCCUAUGCUUGCGCUUCCUCUUCUUGUGCUUCCUCUGCUUACGCUUCCUCUGCUUGUGCUUCCUCUGCUUGCUCUUCCUUUGCGUACGCUUCCUCUGCUUGCGCUCCUGUUCUUGUGCUUUCUCUGCUUGUGCUUCCUCUGCUUGCGCUUCCUCUGCUUGUGCUUCCUCUGCUUGCGCUUCCUCUGCUUGUGCUUCCUUUGCUUGCGCUUCCUCUGCUUGCGCUCCUCUGCUUGUGCUUCCUCUGCUUGCGCUUCCUCUGCUUGCGCUCCUCUGCUUGUGCUUCCUCUGCUUACGCUUCCUCUACUUGUGCUUCUCUGCUUGCGCUUCCUCUGCUUGUGCUUCCUCUGCUUGCGCUUCCUCUGCUUGCGCUUCCUCUGCUUGCGCUUCCUCUGCUUGCGCUUUCUCUGCUUAUGCUUCCUCUGCUUAUGCUUCCUCAGCUUGUGCUUCCUCUGCUUGCGCUUCCUCUGCUUGUGCUUCCUCUGCUUACGCUUCCUCUGCUUGUGCUUCCUGUGCUUGCGCUUUCUCUUCUUGGGCUCCUUUGCUUGUGCUUCCUCUGCUUGUGCUUCCUCUGCUUGCGCUUUCUCUGCUCGUGCUUCCUGUGCUUGUGCUUCCUCUGCUUGCGCUUCCUCUGCUUUUGCUUCCUCUGCUUGCGCUUCCUCUGCUUGCGCUUCUUCUGCUUGUGGUUCCUCUGCUUGUGCUUCCUCUGCUUGUGCUUCCUCUACUUGCGCUUCCUCUGCUUGCGCUUCCUCUGCUUGUGCUCUUUGGUUGUGCUUCCUCUACUUGUGCUUCCUCUGCUUGCACUUCCUUUAGUUGUGUUUCCGCUGCUUGUGCUUCCUCUACUUGUGCUUUCUCUGCUUGCUCUUCCUCUGCUUGUGCUUCCUCUGCUUGCGCUUCCUCUGUUUGGGCUCCUCUGCUUGUGCUUCCUCUGCUUAUGCUUCCUCUGCUUGCGCUUCCUCUGCUUGUGCUUCCUCUGCUUGUGCUUCCUCUGCUUGCGGUUCCUCUGCUUGCGCUUCCUCUGCUUGCGCUUCCUCUGCUUGCGCUUCCUCUGCUUGUUCUUCCUCUGCUUGCGCUUCCUCUGCUUGCACUUCCUCUGCUUGUGCUCCUCUGCUUGCGCUUCCUCUGCUUGCGCUUCCUAUGCUUGUGCUUCCUCUUCUUGCGCUUCCUCUGCUUACGCUUCUUCUGCUUGUGCUUCCUCUGCUUGCUCUUCCUUUGCUUACGCUUCCUCUGCUUGCGCUCCUGUGCUUGUGCUUUCUCUGCUUGUGCUUCCUCUGCUUGCGCUUCCUCUGCUUGUGCUUCCUUUGCUUGCGCUUCCUCUACUUGUGCUUCCUCUGCUUGUGCUUCCUCUGCUUGCUCUUCCUUUGCGUACGCUUCCUCUGCUUGCGCUCCUCUGCUUGUGCUUUCUCUGCUUGUGCUUCCUCUGCUUGCGCUUCCUCUGCUUGUGCUUCCUCUGCUUGCGCUUCCUCUACUUGUGCUUCCUUUGCUUGCGCUUCCUCUGCUUGUGCUUCCUCUGCUUGUGCUUCCUCUGCUUGCGCUUCCUCUGCUUGCGCUCCUCUGCUUGUGCUUCCUCUGCUUGCGCUUCCUCUGCUUGUGCUUCGCUGCUUGCGCUUCCUCUGCUUGUGCUUCCUCUCCUUGCGCUUCCUCUGCUUGCGCUUCCUCUGCUUGCGCUUCCUCUGAUUGCGCUUCCUCUGCUUGCGCUUUCUCUGCUAAUGCUUCCUCUGCUUAUGCUUCCUCAGCUUGUGCUUCCUCUGCUUGCGCUUCCUCUGCUUGUGCUUCCUCUGCUUACGCUUCCUCUGCUUGCGCUUCCUGUGCUUGCGCUUCCUCUGCUUGCGCUUCCUCUGCUUGCGCUUCCUCUGCUUGCGCUUCCUCUGCUUGCGCUUCCUCUGCUUGCGCUUCCUCUGCUUGCGCUUUCUCUCCUUGGGAUCCUUUGCUUGUGCUUCCUCUGCUUGUGCUUCCUUUGCUUGCGCUUUCUCUGCUUGUGCUUCCUCUGCUUGUGCUUCCUCUACUUGCGCUUCCUCUGCUUUUGCUUCCUCUGCUUGCGCUUCCUCUGCUUGCGCUUCUUCUGCUUGUGGUUCCUCUACUUGUGCUUCCUGUGCUUGUGCUUCCUCUACUUGCGCUUCCUCUGCUUGCGCUUCCUCUGCUUGUGCUCUUUGGUUGUGCUUCCUCCGCUUGUGCUUCCUCUUCUUGUACUUCCUCUUCUUGUGCUUCCUCUGCUUGUGCUUCCUCUACUUGUGCAUCCUCUGCUUGUGCUUCCUCUGCUUGUACUUCCUCUACUUGCGCUUCCUCUGCUUACGCUUCCUCUGCUUGCGCUUCCUCUGCUUACGCUUCCUCUGCUUACGCUUCCUCCACUUGCGCUCCUCUACUUGCGCUUCCUCUGCUUACGCUUCCUCUAGUUACGCUUCCUCUGUUUGCGCUUCCUCUGCUUACGCUUCCUCCACUUGCGCUCCUCUGCUUGCGCUUCCUCUGCUUACGCUUCCUCUGCUUGCGCCUCCUCUGCUUGCGCUUCCUGUGCUUGUGCUUCCUCUGCUUGUGCUUCCUCUGCUUGCGCUUCCACUGCUUGCGCUUCUUCUGCUUGUGCUUCCUAUGCUUGCGCUGCCUCUAUUUGCGCUUCCUCUGCUUGCGUUUCCUCUGCUUGCGCUCUUCUGCUUGUGCUUCCUCUCCUUGCGCUUCCUCUGCUUCUGCUUCCUCUACUUGCGCCUCCUCUGCUUGUGCUUCCUCUACUUGCGCUUCCUUUGCUUGCGCUUCCUCUGCUUGCGCUUUCUCUGCUUGUGCUUCCUCUGCUUAUGCUUCCUCUGCUUGUGCUUCCUCUGCUUGCGCUUCCUCUGCUUGUGCUUCCUCUACUUGCGCUUCCUUUGCUUGCGCUUCCUCUGUUUGCGCUUCCUCUGCUUGCGCUUCCUCUGCUUGCGCUUCCUCUGCUUGCGCUUCCUCUGCUUGGGCUCCUCUGCUUGUGCUUCCUCUGCUUAUGCUUCCUCUGCUUGCGCUUCCUCUGCUUGUGCUUCCUCUGCUUGUGCUUCCUCUACUUGCGCAUCCUCUGCUUGUGCUUCCUCUACUUGCGCUUCCUCUGCUUGCGCUUCCUCUUCUUGUGCUUCCUCUGCUUGCGCUUCCUCUGCUUGUGCUUCCUCUGCUUGUGCAUCCUCUGCUUGCGCUUCCUCUGCUUGCGCUUCCUCUGAUUGUGCUUCCUCUGAGAGCGCUUCCUCUUCUUGUGCUUUCUCUGCUUGCGCUUCUUCUGCUUGUGCUUUCAUUGCUUGUGCUUCCUCUGCUUGCGCUUCCUCUUCUUGUGCUUCUUCUGCUUGUGCUUCCUCUACUUGCGCUUCCUCUGCUUGGGCUCUUGUGCUUGUGCUUCCACUGCUUGUGCUUCCUCUGCUUGCGCUUCCUGUGCUUGUGCUUCCUCUGCUUCUGCUUCCUCUGCUUGCACUUCCUCUGCUUGCGCUUCCUCUGCUUGCGCUCCUCUGCUUGUGCUUCCUCUACUUGUGCUUCCUCUGUUUGCGCUUCCUCUAGUUGUGCUUCUGCUGCUUGUGCUUCCUCUGCUUGUGCUUUCUCUGCUUGUGCUUCUUCUGCUUGCGCUUCCUCUGCUUGCGCUUCCUCUGCUUGCGCUUCCUCUGCUUGUGCUUCCUCUGCUUGUGCUUCCUCUGCUUGCGCUUCCUCUGCUUGCGCUUCCUCUGCUUGCGCUUCCUCUGCUUGUGCUUUCUCUGCUUGCGCUUCCUCUACUUGUGCUUCCUCUGCUUCAGGCGCUUCCUCUACUUGGGCUCCUCUGCUUGUGCUUCCUCUGCUUGUGCUUCCUCUGCUUGUGCUUCCUCUGCUUGCGCUUCCUCUGCUUGCGCUUCCUCUGCUUGCGCUUCCUCUGCUUGCGCUUCCUCUGCUUGUUCUUCCUCUGCUUGCGCUUCCUCUGCUUGCACUUCCUCUGCUUGAGCUCCUCUGCUUGCGCUUCCUCUGCUUGCGCUUCCUAUGCUUGUGCUUCCUCUUCUUGCGCUUCCUCUGCUUACGCUUCUUCUGCUUGUGCUUCCUCUGCUUGCUCUUCCUUUGCUUACGCUUCCUCUGCUUGCGCUCCUGUGCUUGUGCUUUCUCUGCUUGUGCUUCCUCUGCUUGCGCUUCCUUUGCUUGCGCUUCCUCUGCUUGCGCUUUCUCUGCUUGUGCUUCCUCUGCUUAUGCUUCCUCUGCUUGUGCUUCCUCUGCUUGCGCUUCCUCUGCUUGUGCUUCCUCUACUUGCGCUUCCUUUGCUUGCGCUUCCUCUGUUUGCGCUUCCUCUGCUUGCGCUUCCUCUGCUUGCGCUUCCUCUGCUUGCGCUUCCUCUGCUUGGGCUCCUCUGCUUGUGCUUCCUCUGCUUAUGCUUCCUCUGCUUGCGCUUCCUCUGCUUGUGCUUCCUCUGCUUGUGCUUCCUCUACUUGCGCAUCCUCUGCUUGUGCUUCCUCUACUUGCGCUUCCUCUGCUUGCGCUUCCUCUUCUUGUGCUUCCUCUGCUUGCGCUUCCUCUGCUUGUGCUUCCUCUGCUUGUGCUUCCUCUGCUUGCGCUUCCUCUGCUUGCGCUUCCUCUGAUUGUGCUUCCUCUGAGAGCGCUUCCUCUUCUUGUGCUUCCUCUGCUUGCGCUUCUUCUGCUUGUGCUUUCAUUGCUUGUGCUUCCUCUGCUUGCGCUUCCUCUUCUUGUGCUUCUUCUGCUUGUGCUCCCUCUACUUGCGCUUCCUCUGCUUGGGCUCUUGUGCUUGUGCUUCCACUGCUUGUGCUUCCUCUGCUUGCGCUUCCUGUGCUUGUGCUUCCUCUGCUUCUGCUUCCUCUGCUUGCACUUCCUCUGCUUGCGCUUCCUCUGCUUGCGCUCCUCUGCUUGUGCUUCCUCUACUUGUGCUUCCUCUCUUUGCGCUUCCUCUAGUUGUUCUUCUGCUGCUUGUGCUUCCUCUGCUUGUGCUUUCUCUGCUUGUGCUUCUUCUGCUUGCGCUUCCUCUGCUUGCGCUUCCUCUGCUUGCACUUCCUCUGCUUGUGCUUCCUCUGCUUGUGCUUCCUCUGCUUGCGCUUCCUCUGCUUGUGCUUCCUCUGCUUGUGCUUCCUCUGCUUGCGCUUCUUCUGCUUGCGCUUCCUCUGCUUGCGCUUCCUCUGCUUGCGCUUCCUCUGCUUGUUCUUCCUCUGCUUGCGCUUCCUCUGCUAGCACUUCCUCUGCUUGUCCUCCUCUGCUUGCGCUUCCUCUGCUUGCGCUUCCUAUGCUUGCGCUUCCUCUUCUUGUGCUUCCUCUGCUUACGCUUCCUCUGCUUGUGCUUCCUCCGCUUGCUCUUCCUUUGCUUACGCUUCCUCUGCUUGCGCUCCUCUGCUUGUGCUUUCUCUGCUUGUGCUUUCUCUGCUUGCGCUUCCUCUGCUUGUGCUUCCUCUGCUUGUGCUCCUCUGCUUGCGCUUCCUCUGCUUGCGCUUCCUAUGCUUGCGCUUCCUCUUCUUGUGCUUCCUCUGCUUACGCUUCCUCUGCUUGUGCUUCCUCUGCUUGCUCUUCCUUUGCGUACGCUUCCUCUGCUUGCGCUCCUGUUCUUGUGCUUUCUCUGCUUGUGCUUCCUCUGCUUGCGCUUCCUCUGCUUGUGCUUCCUCUGCUUGCGCUUCCUCUGCUUGUGCUUCCUUUGCUUGCGCUUCCUCUGCUUGCGCUCCUCUGCUUGUGCUUCCUCUGCUUGCGCUUCCUCUGCUUGCGCUCCUCUGCUUGUGCUUCCUCUGCUUACGCUUCCUCUACUUGUGCUUCUCUGCUUGCGCUUCCUCUGCUUGUGCUUCCUCUGCUUGCGCUUCCUCUGCUUGCGCUUCCUCUGCUUGCGCUUCCUCUGCUUGCGCUUUCUCUGCUUAUGCUUCCUCUGCUUAUGCUUCCUCAGCUUGUGCUUCCUCUGCUUGCGCUUCCUCUGCUUGUGCUUCCUCUGCUUACGCUUCCUCUGCUUGUGCUUCCUGUGCUUGCGCUUUCUCUUCUUGGGCUCCUUUGCUUGUGCUUCCUCUGCUUGUGCUUCCUCUGCUUGCGCUUUCUCUGCUCGUGCUUCCUGUGCUUGUGCUUCCUCUGCUUGCGCUUCCUCUGCUUUUGCUUCCUCUGCUUGCGCUUCCUCUGCUUGCGCUUCUUCUGCUUGUGGUUCCUCUGCUUGUGCUUCCUCUGCUUGUGCUUCCUCUACUUGCGCUUCCUCUGCUUGCGCUUCCUCUGCUUGUGCUCUUUGGUUGUGCUUCCUCUACUUGUGCUUCCUCUGCUUGCACUUCCUUUAGUUGUGUUUCCGCUGCUUGUGCUUCCUCUACUUGUGCUUUCUCUGCUUGCUCUUCCUCUGCUUGUGCUUCCUCUGCUUGCGCUUCCUCUGUUUGGGCUCCUCUGCUUGUGCUUCCUCUGCUUAUGCUUCCUCUGCUUGCGCUUCCUCUGCUUGUGCUUCCUCUGCUUGUGCUUCCUCUGCUUGCGGUUCCUCUGCUUGCGCUUCCUCUGCUUGCGCUUCCUCUGCUUGCGCUUCCUCUGCUUGUUCUUCCUCUGCUUGCGCUUCCUCUGCUUGCACUUCCUCUGCUUGUGCUCCUCUGCUUGCGCUUCCUCUGCUUGCGCUUCCUAUGCUUGUGCUUCCUCUUCUUGCGCUUCCUCUGCUUACGCUUCUUCUGCUUGUGCUUCCUCUGCUUGCUCUUCCUUUGCUUACGCUUCCUCUGCUUGCGCUCCUGUGCUUGUGCUUUCUCUGCUUGUGCUUCCUCUGCUUGCGCUUCCUCUGCUUGUGCUUCCUUUGCUUGCGCUUCCUCUACUUGUGCUUCCUCUGCUUGUGCUUCCUCUGCUUGCUCUUCCUUUGCGUACGCUUCCUCUGCUUGCGCUCCUCUGCUUGUGCUUUCUCUGCUUGUGCUUCCUCUGCUUGCGCUUCCUCUGCUUGUGCUUCCUCUGCUUGCGCUUCCUCUACUUGUGCUUCCUUUGCUUGCGCUUCCUCUGCUUGUGCUUCCUCUGCUUGUGCUUCCUCUGCUUGCGCUUCCUCUGCUUGCGCUCCUCUGCUUGUGCUUCCUCUGCUUGCGCUUCCUCUGCUUGUGCUUCGCUGCUUGCGCUUCCUCUGCUUGUGCUUCCUCUCCUUGCGCUUCCUCUGCUUGCGCUUCCUCUGCUUGCGCUUCCUCUGAUUGCGCUUCCUCUGCUUGCGCUUUCUCUGCUAAUGCUUCCUCUGCUUAUGCUUCCUCAGCUUGUGCUUCCUCUGCUUGCGCUUCCUCUGCUUGUGCUUCCUCUGCUUACGCUUCCUCUGCUUGCGCUUCCUGUGCUUGCGCUUCCUCUGCUUGCGCUUCCUCUGCUUGCGCUUCCUCUGCUUGCGCUUCCUCUGCUUGCGCUUCCUCUGCUUGCGCUUCCUCUGCUUGCGCUUUCUCUCCUUGGGAUCCUUUGCUUGUGCUUCCUCUGCUUGUGCUUCCUUUGCUUGCGCUUUCUCUGCUUGUGCUUCCUCUGCUUGUGCUUCCUCUACUUGCGCUUCCUCUGCUUUUGCUUCCUCUGCUUGCGCUUCCUCUGCUUGCGCUUCUUCUGCUUGUGGUUCCUCUACUUGUGCUUCCUGUGCUUGUGCUUCCUCUACUUGCGCUUCCUCUGCUUGCGCUUCCUCUGCUUGUGCUCUUUGGUUGUGCUUCCUCUGCUUGUGCUUCCUCUUCUUGUGCUUCCUCUGCUUGCGAUUCCUCUGCUUGUGCUUCCUCUGCUUGCGCUUCCUCUACUUGGGCUCCUCUGCUUCUGCUUCCUCUGCUUGUGCUUCCUCUGGUUGUGCUUCCUCUGCUUGCGCUUCCUCUGCUUACGCUUCCUCUGCUUGCGCUUCCUCUGCUUGCGCUUCCUCUGCUUGCGCUACCUCUGCUUGUGCUUCCUCUGCUUGUGCUUCCUCUGCUUGAUCUUCCUCUGCUUGCGCUUCCUCUGCUUACGCUUCCUCUGCUUGGGCUCCUCUGCUUGUGCUUCCUCUGCUUGUGCUUCCUCUGCUUGCGCUUCCUCUACUUGUGCUUCCUCUGCUUCUGCUUCCUCUGCUUGCGCUUCCUCUGCUUGCGCUUCCUCUGCUUGCGCUUCCUCUGCUUGCGCUUCCUCUGCUUGUUCUUCCUCUGCUUGCGCUUCCUCUGCUUGCACUUCAUCUGCUUGUGCUCCUCUUCUUGCGCUUCCUCUGCUUGCGCUUCCUAUGCUUGCGCUUCCUCUUCUUUCGCUUCCUCUGCUUACGCUUCCUCUGCUUGUGCUUCCUCUGCUUGCUCUUCCUUUGCUUACACUUCCUCUGCUUGCGCUCCUCUGCUUGUGCUUCCUCUGCUUGUGCUUCCUCUGCUUGCGCUUCCUCUGCUUGUGCUUCCUCUGCUUGUGCUUCCUUUGCUUGCGCUUCCUCUGCUUGCGCUCCUCUGCUUGUGCUUCCUCUGCUUGCGCUUCCUCUGCUUGCGCCUCCUCUGCUUGUGCUUCCUCUGCUUGCGCCUUCCUCUGGUUGUGCUUCCUCUGCUUGCGCUUCCUCUGCUUGCGCUUCCUCUGCUUGCGCUUCCUCUGCUUGCGCUUCCUCUGCUUGCGCUUUCUCUGCUUAUGCCUCCUCUGCUUAUGCUUCCUCAGCUUGUGCUUCCUCUGCUUGCGCUUCCUCUGCUUGUGCUUCCUCUGCUUACGCUUCCUCUGCUUGCGCUUCCUUUACUUGCGCUUCCUCUGCUUGCGCUUCCUCUGCUUGCGCUUCCUCUGCUUGCGCUUCCUCUACUUGCGCUUCCUCUGCUUGCGCUUCCUCUGCUUGCGCUUUCUCUGCUUGGGCUCCUUUGCUUGUGCUUCCUCUGCUUGUGCUUCCUCUGCUUGCGCUUCCUCUGCUUGUGCUUCCUCUGCUUGUGCUUCCUCUGCUUCCGCUUCCUCUGCUUGUGCUUCCUCUGCUUGCGCUUCCUCUGCUUGCGCUUCUUCUGCUUCUCGUUCCUCUGCUUGUGCUUCCUCUGCUUGUGCUUCCUCUACUUGCGCUUCCUCUUCUUGCGCUUCCUCUGCUUGUGCUCUUUGGUUGUGCUUCCUCUGCAUGUGCUUCCUCUGCUUGCGCUUCCUCUGCUUGUGCUUCCUCUGCUUGCGCUUCCUCUGCUUAUGCUUCCUCUACUUGCGCUUCCUCUACUUGCGCUCCUCUGCUUCUGCUUCCUCUGCUUGUGCUUCCUCUGCUUGUGCUUCCUCUGCUUGCUCUUCCUCUGCUUUCGCUUCUCUACUUGCGCUUCCUCUGCUUGUGCUUCCUCUGCUUGCGUUUCCUCUGCUUGUGCUUCCUCUCUUGGCGCUUCCUCUGCUUGCUUCCUUUGCCUGCGCUCCUCUGCUUGUGCUGCCUCUGCUUGUGCUUCCUCUGCUUGUGCUUCCUUUGCUUGUGCUUCCUCUACUUGCGCUACCUUUGCUAGUGCUUCCUCUGCUUGUGCUUCCUCUGCUUGCGCUCCUCUGCUUGUGCUUCCUCUUCUUGCGAUUCCUCUGCUUGCACUUCCUCUGCUUGCGCUUCCUCUAUUUGCGCUUCCUCUGCUUGCGCUUCCUCUACUUGCGCUCCUCUGCUUGUGCUUCCUCUGCUUGCGCUUCCUCUGCUUGUGCUUCCUUUGCUUGCGCUUCCUCUGCUUGUGCUUCCUCUUCUUGCGCUUCCUCUGCUUGCGCUUCCUCUGCUUGCGCUUUUUCUGCUUGUGCUUCCUAUGCUUAUGCUUCCUCUGCUUGUGCUUCCUCUGCUUGCGCUUCCUCUACUUGUGCUUCCUCUGCUUACGCUUCCUCUGCUUGCGCUUCCUCUGCUUACGCUUCCUCUGCUUGCGCUUCCUCUGCUUGCGCUUCCUCUGCUUGCGCUUCCUCUGCUUGCGCUUCCUCUGCUUGCGCUUCCUCUAUUGGGCUCCUUUGCUUGUGCUUCCUUUGCUUGUGCUUCCUCUGCUUGCGCUUCCUCUGCUUGUGCUUCCUCUGCUUGUGCUUCCUCUGCUUGCGCUUCCUCUGCUUGUGCUUCCUCUGCUUACGCUUCCUCUACUUGCGCUUCCUUUGCUUGUGCUUCCUCUGCUUGUGCUUCCUCUACUUACGCUUCCUCUGCUUGCGCUUCCUCUACUUGCGCUCCUCUCCUUGUGCUUCCUCUGCUUGUGCUUCCUCUGCUUGCGCUUCCUCUUCUUGUGCUUCCUCUGCUCCCGCUUCCUCUGCUUGCGCUCCUCUGCUUCUGCUUCCUCUGCUUGUGCUUCCUGCAUGUGCUUCCUCCGCUUGCGCUUCCUCUGCUUACGCUUCCUCUGCUUGCGCUUCCUCUGCUUGCGCUUCCUCUGCUUGCGCUUCCUCUUCUUGCGCUUCCUCUGCUUACGCUUCCUCUGCUUGUGCUUCCUCUGCUUGCUCUUCCUUUGCUUACGCUUCCUCUGCUUGCGCUCCUCUACUUGCGCUUCCUCUGCUUGUGCUUCCUCUGCUUGCGCUUCCUCUGCUUGUGCUUCUUCUCCUUGCGCUUCCUCUGCUUGUGCUUCCUCUGCUUGUGCUUCCUCUGCUUGCGCUUCCUCUGCUUGCGCUUCCUCGGCUUGCGCUUCCUCUUCUUGCUCUUCCUCUGCUUACGCUUCCUCUGCUUGUGCUUCCUCUGCUUGCUCUUCCUUUGCUUACGCUUCCUCUGCUUGCGCUCCUCUGCUUGCGCUUUCUCUGCUUGUGCUUCCUCUGCUUGCGCUUCCUCUGCUUGUGCUUCCUCUCCUUGCACUUCCUCUGCUUGUGCUUCCUCUGCUUGUGCUUCCUCUGCUUGCGCUCCUCUGCUUGUGCUUCCUCUGCUUGUGCUUCCUGCUUGUGCUUCCUCUGCUUGCGCUUCCUCUGCUUGUGCUUCCUCUACUUGCGCUUCCACUGCUUGCGCUUCCUCUGCUUGCGCUUCCUCUUCUUGCGCUUCCACUGCUUACGCUUCUUCUGCUUGUGCUUCCUCUGCUUGCUCUUCCUUUGCUUACGCUUCCUCUGCCUGCGCUCCUCUGCUUGUGCUUCCUCUGCUUGUGCUUCCUCUGCUUGCGCUUCCUCUGCUUGUGCUUCCUCUACUUGCGCUUCCUCUGCUUGUGCUUUCUCUGCUUGGGCUUCCUCUGCUUGCGCUUCUCUGCUUCUGCUUCCUCUACUUGUGCUUCCUGCUUGUGCUUCUUCUGCUUGCGCUUCCUCUGCUUACGCUUUCUCUGCUUGCGCUUCCUCUGCUUGCGCUUCCUCUACUUGCGCUUCCUCUUCUUGCGCUUCCUCUGCUUACGCUUCCUCUACUUGUGCUUCCUCUGCUUGCUCUUCCUUUGCUUACGCUUCCUCUGCUUGCGCUCCUCUGCUUGCGCUUCCUCUGCUUGUGCUUCCUCUGCUUGCGCUUCCUCUGCUUGUGCUUCCUCUCCUUGCGCUUCCUCUGCUUGUGCUUCCUCUGCUUGCGCUUCCUAUGCUUGCGCUCCUCUGCUUGUGCUUCCUCUGCCUGUGCUUCCUGCUUGUGCUUCCUCUGCUUGCGCUUCCUCUACUUGUGCUUCCUCUACUUGCGCUUCCACUGCUUGCGCUUCCUCUACUUGCGCUUCCUCUGCUUGUGCUUUCUCUGCUUGGGCUUCCUCUGCUUGCGCUUCUCUGCUUCUGCUUCCUCUACUUGUGCUUCCUGCUUGUGCUUCCUCUGCUUGCGCUUCCUCUGCUUACGCUUUCUCUGCUUGCGCUUCCUCUGCUUGCGCUUCCUUUGCUUGCGCUUCCUCUUCUUGCGCUUCCUCUGCUUACGCUUCCUCUGCUUGUGCUUCCUCUGCUUGCUCUUCCUUUGCUUACGCUUCCUCUGCUUGCGCUCCUCUGCUUGCGCUUCCUCUGCUUGUGCUUCCUCUGCUUGCGCUUCCUCUGCUUGUGCUUCCUCUCCUUGCGCUUCCUCUGCUUGUGCUUCCUCUGCUUGCGCUUCCUAUGCUUGCGCUCCUCUGCUUGUGCUUCCUCUGCCUAUGCCUUCAGCUUGUGCUUCCUCUGCUUGCGCUUCCUCUACUUGCGCCUCCACUGCUUACGCUUCCUCUGCUUGUGCUUCCUCUGCUUGCUCUUCCUUUGCUUACGCUUCCUCUGCCUGGGCUCCUCUGCUUGUGCUUCCUCUACUUGUGCUUCCUCUGCUUGCGCUUGCUCUGCUUGUGCUUCCUCUACUUGCGCUUCCUCUGCUUGUGCUUCCUCUGCUUGGGCUUCCUCUGCUUGUGCUCCUUUGCUUGUGCUUCCUCUUCUUGGGAUUCCUAUGCUUGCGCUUCCUCUGCUUGCGCUUCCUCUAUUUGCGCUUCCUCUGCUUGCGCUUCCUCUACUUGCGCUCCUCUGCUUCUUCUUCCUCUGCUUGCGCUUCCUCUGCUUGUGCUUCGUCUGCUUGCGCCUCCUCUGCUUGUGCUUCCUCUACUUGCGCUUCCUGUGCUUGCGCUUCCUCUGCUUGCGCUUUCUCUGCUUGUGCUUCCUCUUCUUAUGCUUCCUCUGCUUAUGCUUCCUCUGCUUGCGCUUCCUCUACUUGUGCUUCCUCUGCUUACGCUUCCUCUGCUUGCGCUUCCUCUGCUUGCGCUUCCUCUGCUUGCGCUUCCUCUGCUUGCGCUUCCUCUGCUUGUGCUUCCUCUGCUUGCGCUUCCUCUGCUUGCGCUUCCUCUGCUUGGGCUCCUCUGCUUGUGCUUCCUCUGCUUGUGCUUCCUCUGCUUGUGCUUCCUCUGCUUGUGCUUCCUCUGCUUGCACUUCCUCUGCUUGUGCUUCCUCUGCUUGCGCUUCCUCUGCUUGCGCUUCCUCUGCUUGUGCUUCCUCUACUUGUGCUUCCUCUGCUUGUGCUUCCUCUACUUGCGCUUCCUCUACUUGCGCUCCUCUGCUUGUGCUUCCUCUGCUUGUGCUUCCUCUGCUUGCGCUUCCUCUUCUUGUGCUUCCUCUGCUUGCGCUUCCUCUACUUGUGCUUCCUCUGCUUGCGCUUCCUCUGUUGGGCUUCCUCUGCUUGGGCUUCCUCUGCUUGCGCUUCCUCUCCUUGCGCUUCCUCUGCUUGCGCUUCCUCUGCUUGCGCUCCUCUGCUUGUGCUUCUUCUGCUUGUGCUUCCUGCUUUUGCUUCCUCUGCUUGCUCUUCCUUUGCUUACGCUUCCUCUGCCUGCGCUUCCUCUGCUUGUGCUUCCUCUACUUGCGCUUCCUCUGCUUGCGCUUCCUCUGCUUGUGCUUCCUCUACUUGCGCUCCUCUGCUGGUGCUUCCUCUGCUUGCGAUUCCUCUGCUUGCGCUUCCUCUGCUUGCGCUUCCUCUACUUGUGCUUCCUCUGCUUGUGCUUCAUCUGCUUGCGCUUCCUCUGCUUGCGCUUCCUCUGCUUGCACUUCAUCUGCUUGUGCUUCCUCUGCUUGCGCUUCCUCUGAUUGUGCUUCCUCUAUUUGCGCUUCCUCUGCUUGCGCUUCCUCUAUUUGCGCUUCCUUUUCUUGCGCUUCCAUUGCUUACGAUUCCUCUGCUUGUGCUUCCUCUGCUUGCUCUUCCUUUGCUUACGCUUCCUCUGCCUGCGCUCCUCUGCUUGUGCUUCCUCUGCUUGUGCUUCCUCUGCUUGCGCUUCCUCUGCUUGUGCUUCCUCUGCUUGCGCUUCCUCUGCCUGCGCUUCCUCUGCUUGCGCUUCCUCUGCUUGCGCUUCCUCUGCUUGCGCUUCCUCUGCUUGCGCUUCCUCUGCUUGGGCUCCUCUGCUUGUACUUCCUCUGCUUGUGCUUCCUCUGCUUGCGCUUCCUCUACUUGUGCUUCUUCUGCUUGUGCUUCCUCUCCUUGCGCUUCCCCUGCUUGUGCUUCCUCUGCUUGCGCUUCCUCUGCUUGCGCUUCCGCUGCUUGUGCUUCCUCAGCUUGUGCUUCCUCUGCUUGUGCUUCCUCUGCUUGCGUUUCCUCUGCUUAAGCUUCCUCUGCUUGUGCUUCCUCUGCUUGCGCUCCUCUGCUUGUGCUUCCUCUGCUUGUGCUUCCUCUGCUUGCGCUCCCUCUGCUUGUGCUUCCUCUGCUUUCGCUUCUUCUGCUUGUGCUUCCUCUGCUUGCGCUUCCUCUGCUUGCGCUCCUCUGCUUGUGCUUCCUCCGCUUGUGCUUCCUACUUGUGCUUCCUCUGCUUGCGCUUCCUCUGCUUGUGCUUCCUCUACUUGCGCUUCCUCUGCUUGCGCUUCCUCUGCUUGCGCUUCCUCUUCUUGCGCUUCCUCUGCUUACGCUACCUCUGCUUGUGCUUCCUCUGCUUGCUCUUCCUUUGCUUACGCUUCCUCUGCUUGCGCUCCUCUGCUUGUGCGUUCUCUGCUUGUGCUUCCUCUGCUUGCGCUUCCUCCGCUUGUGCAUCCUCUACUUGCGCUUCCUCUGCUUGUGCUUCCUCUACUUGCGCUUCCUCUGCUUGCGCUCCUCUGCUUGUGCUUCCUCUGCUUGUGCUUCCUGCUUUUGCUUCCUCUACUUGCGCUUCCUAUGCUUGUGCUUCCUCUACUUGCGCUUCCUCUGCUUGCGCUUCCUGUGCUUGCGCUUCCUCUUCUUGCGCUUCCUGUGCUUACGCUUCCUCUGCUUGUGCUUCCUCUGCUUGCUCUUCCUUUGCUUACGCUUCCUCUGCCUGCGCUUCUCUGCUUGUGCUUCCUCUGCUUGUGCUUCCUUUGCUUGCGCUUCCUCUGCUUGUGCUUCCUCUACUUGCGCUUCCUCUGCUUGUGCUUCCUCUGCUUGCGAUUCCUCUGCUUGCGCUCCUCUGCUUGUUCUUCCUCUGCUUGUGCUUCCUCUGCUUGUGCUUCCUCUGCUUGUGCUUCCUUUGCUUACGCUUCCUCAGCUUGCGCUCCUCUGCUUGUGCUUCCUCUGCUUGUGCUUCCUCUGCUUGCGCUUCCUCUACUUGUGCAUCCUCUACUUGCGCUUCCUCUGCUUGUGCUUCCUCUGCUUGCGCUUCCUCUGCUUGCGCUCAUCUGCUUGGGCUUCCUCUGCUUGUGCUUCCUGCUUGUGCUUCCUCUACUUGCGCUUCCUCUGCUUGUGCUUUCUCUACUUGCACUUCCUCUGCUUGCGCUUCCUGUGCUUGCGCUUCCUCUUCUUGCGCUUCCUGUGCUUACGCUUCCUCUGCUUGUGCUUCCUCUGCUUGUGCUUCCUCUGCUUGCGCUUCCUCUGCUUGCGCUUCCUCUGCUUGCACUUCAUCUGCUUGUGCUUCCUCUGCUUGCGCUUCCUCUGCUUGUGCUUCCUCUGCUUGCGCUUCCUCUGCCUGCGCUUCCUCUGCUUGCGCUUCCUCUGCUUGCGCUUCCUCUGCUUGCGCUUCCUCUGCUUGCGCUUCCUCUGCUUGGGCUCCUCUGCUUGUGCUUCCUCUGCUUGUGCAUCCUCUGCUUGCGCUUCCUCUGCUUGUGCUUCUUCUGCUUGUGCUUCCUCUCCUUGCGCUUCCCCUGCUUGUGCUUCCUCUGCUUGUGCUUCCUCUGCUUGCGCUUCCGCUGCUUGUGCUUCCUCUGCUUGUGCUUCCUCUGCUUGCGUUUCCUCUGCUUAAGCUUCCUCUGCUUGCGCUUCUUCUGCUUGCGCUCCUCUGCUUGUGCUUCCUCUGCUUGUGCUUCCUCUGCUUGCGCUUCCUCUGCUUGUGCUUCCUUUGCUUUCGCUUCUUCUGCUUGUGCUUCCUCUGCUUGCGCUUCCUCUGCUUGCGCUCCUCUGCUUGUGCUUCCUCUGCUUGUGCUUCCUGCUUGUGCUUCCUCUGCUUGCGCUUCCUCUGCUUGUGCUUCCUCUACUUGCGCUUCCUCUGCUUGCGCUUCCUCUGCUUGCGCUUCCUCUUCUUGCGCUUCCUCUGCUUACGCUACCUCUGCUUGUGCUUCCUCUGCUUGCUCUUCCUUUGCUUACGCUUCCUCUGCUUGCGCUCCUCUGCUUGUGCGUUCUCUGCUUGUGCUUCCUCUGCUUGCGCUUCCUCCGCUUGUGCAUCCUCUACUUGCGCUUCCUCUGCUUGUGCUUCCUCUGCUUGCGAUUCCUCUGCUUGCGCUCCUCUGCUUGUGCUUCCUCUGCUUGUGCUUCCUGCUUUUGCUUCCUCUACUUGCGCUUCCUCUGCUUGUGCUUCCUCUACUUGCGCUUCCUCUGCUUGCGCUUCCUGUGCUUGCGCUUCCUCUUCUUGCGCUUCCUGUGCUUACGCUUCCUCUGCUUGUGCUUCCUCUGCUUGCUCUUCCUUUGCUUACGCUUCCUCUGCCUGCGCUUCUCUGCUUGUGCUUCCUCUGCUUGUGCUUUCUUUGCUUGCGCUUCCACUGCUUGUGCUUCCUCUACUUGCGCUUCCUCUGCUUGUGCUUCCUCUGCUUGCGAUUCCUCUGCUUGCGCUCCUCUGCUUGUUCUUCCUCUGCUUGUGCUUCCUCUGCUUGUGCUUCCUCUGCUUGUGCUUCCUUUGCUUACGCUUCCUCAGCUUGCGCUCCUCUGCUUGUAUUUCCUCUGCUUGUGCUUCCUCUGCUUGCGCUUCCUCUACUUGUGCAUCCUCUACUUGCGCUUCCUCUGCUUGUGCUUCCUCUGCUUGCGCUUCCUCUGCUUGCGCUCCUCUGCUUGUGCUUCCUCUGCUUGUGCUUCCUGCUUGUGCUUCCUCUACUUGCGCUUCCUCUGCUUGUGCUUCCUCUACUUGCACUUCCUCUGCUUGCGCUUCCUGUGCUUGCGCUUCCUCUUCUUGCGCUUCCUGUGCUUACGCUUCCUCUGCUUGUGCUUCCUCGGCUUGCUCAUCCUUUGCUUACGCUUCCUCUGCCUGCGCUCCUCUGCUUGUGCUUCCUCUGCUUGUGCUUCCUUUGCUUGCGUUUCCUCUGCUUGUGCUUCCUCUACUUGCGCUUCCUUUGCUUGUGCUUCCUCUGCUUGCGCUUCCUCUGCUUGCGCUCCUCUGCUUGUGCUUCCUCUGCUUGCGAUUCCUCUGCUUGCGCUUCCUCUGCUUGCGCUUCCUCUGCUUGCGCUUCCUCUGCUUCCGCUUCCUCUGCUUGCGCUUCCCCUGCUUGCGCUUCCUCUGCUUGCGCUUCCUCUGCUUGCGCUUCCUUUGCUUGCGCUUCCUCUGCUUGCGCUUCCUAUGCUUGCGCUUCCUCUGCUUGGGCUCCUUUGCUUGUGCUUCCUCUGCUUGUGCUUCCUUUGCUUGUGCUUCCUCUGCUUCUGCUUCCUCUGCUUGUGCUUCCUCUGCUUGUGGUUCCUCUGCUUGUGCUUUCUCUGCUUGUGCUUCCUCUGCUUGUGCUUCCUCUGCUUGUGCUACCUCUGCUUGUGCUUCCUCUGCUUGCGCUUCCUUUGCUUGCGCUCCUGUGCUCGUGCUUCCUCUGCUUGUGCUUCCUCUGCUUGUGUUUCCUCUGCUUGUGCUUCCUCUGCUUGUGCUUCCUCUGCUUGUGCUUCUUUGCUUGCGCUUCCUUUGCUUGCGCUCCUGUGCUCCUGCUUCCUCUGCUUGUGCUUCCUGCUUGUGCUUCCUCUGCUUGCGCUUCCUCUGCGCUUCCUCUGCUUGCGCUUCCUCUGCUUGCACUUCCUUUGCUUGCGCUUCCUCUUCUUGCGCUUCCUCAGCUUAUGCUUCCUCUGAUUGUGCUUCCUCAUCUUGCUCUUCCUUUGCUUACGCUUCCUCUGCUUGCGCUCCUCUGCUUGUGCUUCCUCUGCUUGUGCUUCCUUUCCUUGCAAUUCCUCUGCUUGUGCUUCCUCUGCUUGCGCUUCCUCUGCUUGCGCUCCUCUACUUGUGCUUCCUCUGCUUGUGCUUCCUGCUUGUGCUUCCUCUGCUUGUGCUUCCUCUACUUGCGCUCCUCUGCUUGUGCUUCCUUUGCAUGCGCUUCCUCUGCUUGCGCUUCCUAUGCUUGCGCUUCCUCUGCUUGGGCUCCUUUGCUUGUGCUUCCUCUGCUUGUGCUUCCUUUGCUUGUGCUUCCUCUGCUUGUGCUUCCUCUGCUUGUGCUUCCUCUGCUUGUGCUUCCUCUGCUUGUGCUUCCUCUGCUUGCGCUUCCUCUGCUUGUGCUUCCUCUGCUUGCGUUUCCUUUGCUUGCGCUCCUCUGCUCCUGCUUCCUGUGCUUGUGCUUCCUGCUUGUGCUUCCUCUGCUUGCGCUUCCUCUGCUUACGCUUCCUCUGCUUGCGCUUCCUCUGCUUGUGCUUCCUCUGCUUGCGCUUCCUCUGCUUGCGCUCCUCUGCUUGUGCUUUCUUUGCUUGCGAUUCCUCUGCUUGCGCUUCCUCUGCUUGCGCUUCCUCUGCUUGCGCUUCCUCUGCUUCCGCUUCCUCUGCUUGUGCUUCCUCUGCUUGCGCUUCCUCUGCUUGCGCUUCCUCUGCUUGCGCUUCCUUUGCUUGCGCUUCCUCUGCUUGUGCUUCCUAUGCUUGCGCUUCCUCUGCUUGGGCUCCUUUGCUUGUGCUUCCUCUGCUUGUGCUUCCUUUGCUUGUGCUUCCUCUGCUUGUGCUUCCUCUGCUUGUGCUUCCUCUGCUUGUGCUUCCUCUGCUUGCGCUUCCUCUGCGCUUCCUAUGCUUGCGCUUCCUCUGCUUGCACUUCCUCUGCUUGCGCUUCCUCUUCUUGCGCUUCGUCAGCUUAUGCUUCCUCUGAUUGUGCUUCCUCAUCUUGCUCUUCCUUUGCUUACGCUUCCUCUGCUUGCGCUCCUCUGCUUGUGCUUCCUCUGCUUGUGCUUCCUUUCCUUGCAAUUCCUCUGCUUGUGCUUCCUCUGCUUGCGCUUCCUCUGCUUACGCUCCUCUACUUGUGCUUCCUCUGCUUGUGCUUCCUCCUUGUGCUUCCUCUGCUUGUGCUUCCUCUGCUUGUGCUUCCUCUACUUGCGCUUCCUCUGCUUGCGCUUCCUUUGCUUGCGCUUCCUCCUCUUGCGCUUUCUCUGCUUACGCUUCCUCUGCUUGUGCUUCCUCUGCUUGCUCUUCCUUUGCUUACGCUUCCUCAGCCUGCGCUCCUCUGCUUGUGCUUCCUCUGCUUGUGCGUCAUCUACUUGUGCUUCCUCUGCUUGUGCUUCCUCUACUUGCGCUUCUUCUGCUUGUGCUUCCUCUGCUUGUGCUUCCUCUGCUUGCGCUCCUCUGCUUGUGCUUCCUCUGCUUGCGAUUCCUCUGCUUGCGCUUCCUCUGCCUUCGCUUCCUCUACUUGCGCUCCUAUGCUUAUGCUUCCUCUGCUUGUGCUUCCUCUGCUUGCGCUUCCUCUGCUUGUGCUUCCUCUACUUGCACUUCCUCUGCUUGUGCUUCCUCUGCUUGUGCUUCCUCUACUUGCGCUCCUCUGCUUGUGCUUCCUCUGCUUGUGCUUCCUCUGCUUGUGCUUCCUCUUCUUGUGCUUCCUCUUCUUGCGCUUCCUCUGCUUUCGCUUCCUCUGGUUGUGACUCCUCUGUUUGCGCUUCCUCUACUUGCGCUUCCUCUACUUGCGCUUCCUCUGCUUGGGCAUCCUCUGCUUGCGCUUCCUCUGCUUGCCCUUCCUCUGCUUGCGCUUCCUCUUCUUGCGCUCCUCUGCUUGUGCUUCCUCUGCUUGUGCUUCCUCUGCUUGCGCUUUCUCUGCUUGUGCUUCUUCUGCUUCCGCUUCCUCUACUUGUGCUUCCUCUGCUUGCGCUUCCUUUGCUUGUUCUUCCUCUUCUUGUGCUUCCUCUUCUUGCGCUUCCUCUGCUAGUGCUUCCUCUGCUUACACUUCCUCUGCUUGCGCUUCCUCUGCUCGCGCUUCCUCUGCUUGUGCUUCCUCUGCUUGUGCUUCCUCUGCUUGUGCUUCCUCAACUUGUGCUUCCUCUGCUUGCGCUUCCUCUGGUUGUGACUCCUCACCUUCCGCUUCCUCUGCUUGCGCUCCCUCUGCUUGUGCUUCCUCUUCUUGCCCUUCCUCUGCUUGCGCUUCCUCUGCUUGCGCUCCUCUGCUUGUGCUUUCUCUGCUUGUGCUUCCUCUGCUUGCGCUUCCUCUGCUUGUGCUUCCUCUACUUACGCUUCCUCUGCUUGCGCUUCCUCUGCUCACGCUUCCUCUGCUUCUCCCGCAUCCUCUGCUUGCAUUUCCUCUGCUUGUGCUUCCUCUUCUUGCGCUUCCUCUGUUUGCGCUUCCUCUGCUUGCGCUCCUCUGCUUGUGCUUCCUCUGCUUGUGCUUCCUUUGCUUGCGUUUCCUCUGCUUGUGCUUCUUCAGCUUCCGCUUCCUUUGCUUGUUCUUCCUCUGCUUGUGCUUCCUCUGCUUGUGCUUCCUGCUUGUGCUUCCUCUACUUGUGCUUCCUCUGCUUGUGCUUCCUCUACUUGCACUUCCUCUGCUUGCGCUUCCUUUGCUUGCGCUUCCUCCUCUUGCGCUUCCUCUGCUUACGCUUCCUCUGCUUGUGCUUCCUCUGCUUGCUCUUCCUUUGCUUACGCUUCCUCAGCCUGCGCUCCUCUGCUUGUGCUUCCUCUGCUUGUGCGUCCUCUACUUGCGCUUCCUCUGCUUGUGCUUCCUCUACUUGCGCUUCUUCUGCUUGUGCUUCCUCUGCUUGUGCUUCCUCUGCUUGCGCUCCUCUGCUUGUGCUUCCUCUGCUUGCGAUUCCUCUGCUUGCGCUUCCUCUGCUUUCGCUUCCGCUGCUUGCGCUCCUCUGCUUGUGCUUCCUCUGCUUGUGCUUCCUCUUCUUGCUCUUCCUCUGCUUGUGCUUCCUCUACUUGCACUUCCUCUGCUUGUGCUUCCUCUUCUUGUGCUUCCUCUACUUGCGCUCCUCUGCUUGUGCUUCCUCUACUUGUGCUUCCUCUGCUUGUGCUUCCUCUUCUUGUGCUUCCUCUGCUUGCGCUUCCUCUGCUUUCGCUUCCUCUGGUUGUGACUCCUCUGCUUGUGCUUCCUCUACUUGCGCUUCCUCUACUUGCGCUUCCUCUGCUUGGGCAUCCUCUGCUUGCGCUUCCUCUGCUUGCACUUCCUCUGCUUGCACUUCCUCUUCUUGCGCUCCUCUGCUUGUGCUUCCUCUGCUUGUGCUUCCUCUGCUUGCGCUUCCUCUGCUUGUGCUUCUUCUGCUUCCGCUUCCUCUACUUGUGCUUCCUCUGCUUGCGCUUCCUUUGCUUGUUCUUCCUCUUCUUGUGCUUCCUCUUCUUGCGCUUCCUCUGCUAGUGCUUCCUCUGCUUACACUUCCUCUGCUUGUGCUUCCUCUACUUGCACUUCCUCUGCUUGUGCUUCCUCUUCUUGUGCUUCCUCUACUUGCUCUCCUCUGCUUGUGCUUCCUUUGCUUGCGCUUCCUCUGCUUGCGCUUCCUAUGCUUGCGCUUCCUCUGCUUGGGCUCCUUUGCUUGUGCUUCCUCUGCUUGUGCUUCCUUUGCUUGUGCUUCCUCUGCUUGUGCUUCCUCUGCUUGUGCUUCCUCUGCUUGUGCUUCCUCUGCUUGUGCUUCCUCUGCUUGCGCAUCCUCUGCUUGUGCUUCCUCUGCUUGCGCUUCCUUUGCUUGCGCUCCUCUGCUCCUGGGUCCUCUGCUUGUGCUUCCUUAUGCUUCCUCUGAUUGUGCUUCCUCAUCUUGCUCUUCCUUUGCUUACGCUUCCUCUGCUUGCGCUCCUCUGCUUGUGCUUCCUCUGCUUGUGCUUCCUUUCCUUGCAAUUCCUCUGUUUUUGCUUCCAAUGCUUUCGCUUCCUCUGCUUGCGCUCCUCUACUUGUGCUUCCUCUGCUUGUCCUUCCUGCUUGUGCUUUCUCUACUUGUGCUUCCUCUGCUUGUGCUUCCUCUACUUGCGCUUCCUCUGCUUGCGCUUCCUGUGCUUGCGCUUCCUCCUCUUGCGCUUCCUCUGCUUACGCUUCCUCUGCUUGUGCUUCCUCUGCUUGCUCUUCCUUUGCUAACGCUUCCUCAGCCUGCGCUCCUCUGCUUGUGCUUCCUCUGCUUGUGCGUCCUCUACUUGCGCUUCCUCUGCUUGUGCUUCCUCUACUUGCGCUUCUUCUACUUGUGCUUCCUCUGCUUGUGCUUCCUCUGCUUGCGCUCUUCUGCUUGUGCUUCCUCUGCUUGCGAUUCCUCUGCUUUCGCUUCCUCUGCUUUCGCUUCCUCUACUUGCGUUCUCUGCUUGUGCUUCCUCUGCUUGUGCUUCCUCUGCUUGCUCUUCCUUUGCUUACGCUUCCUCUGCCUGCGCUCCUCUGCUUAUGCUUCCUCUGCUUGUGCUUCCUCUACUUGCACUUCCUCUGCUUGUGCUUCCUCUGCUUGUGCUUCCUCUACUUGCGCUCCUCUGCUUGUGCUUCCUCUGCUUGUGCUUCCUCUGCUUGUGCUUCCUCUUCUUGUGCUUCCUCUGCUUGCGCUUCCUCUGCUUUCGCUUCCUCUGGUUGUGACUCCUCUGCUUGCGCUUCCUCUACUUGCGCUUCCUCUACUUGCGCUUCCUUUGCUUGGGCAUCCUCUGCUUGCGCUUCCUCUGCUUGCACUUCCUCUGCUUGCGCUUCCUCUUCUUGCGCUCCUCUGCUUGUGCUUCCUCUGCUUGUGCUUCGUCUCCUUGCGCUUCCCCUGCUUGUGCUUCUUCUGCUUCCGCUUCCUCUACUUGUGCUUCCUCUGCUUGCGCUUCCUUUGCUUCUCCCGCUUCCUCUGCUUGUGCUUCCUCUUCUUGCGCUUCCUCUGUUUGCGCUUCCUCUGCUUGCGCUCCUCUGCUUGUGCUUCCUCUGCUUGUGCUUCCUUUGCUUGCGUUUCCUCUGCUUGUGCUUCUUCAGCUUCCGCUUCCUUUGCUUGUUCUUCCUCUGCUUGUGCUUCCUCUGCUUGUGCUUCUUGCUUGUGCUUCCUCUACUUGUGCUUCCUCUGCUUGUGCUUCCUCUACUUGCGCUUCCUCUGCUUGCGCUUCCUUUGCUUGCGCUUCCUCCUCUUGCGCUUCCUCUGCUUACGCUUCCUCUGCUUGUGCUUCCUCUACUUGCUCUUCCUUUGCUUACGCUUCCUCAGCCUGCGCUCCUCUGCUUGUGCUUCCUCUGCUUGUGCGUCCUCUACUUGCGCUUCCUCUGCUUGUGCUUCCUCUACUUGCGCUUCUUCUGCUUGUGCUUCCUCUGCUUGUGCUUCGUCUGCUUGCGCUCCUCUACUUGUGCUUCCUCUGCUUGCGAUUCCUCUGCUUGCGCUUCCUCUGCUUUCGCUUCCUCUACUUGCGCUCCUUUGCUUGUGCUUCCUCUGCUUGUGCUUCCUCUUCUUGCUCUUCCUUUGCAUACGCUUCCUCUGCCUGCGCUCCUCUGCUUAUGCUUCCUCUGCUUGUGCUUCCUCUGCUUGCGCUUCCUCUGCUUGUGCUUCCUCUACUUGCACUUCCUCUGCUUGUGCUUCCUCUUCUUGUGCUUCCUCUACUUGCGCUCCUCUGCUUGUGCUUCCUCUACUUGUGCUUCCUCUGCUUGUGCUUCCUCUUCUUGUGCUUCCUCUGCUUGCGCUUCCUCUGCUUUCGCUUCCUCUAGUUUGCUUCCUCUGCUUACACUUCCUCUGCUUGUGCUUCCUCUACUUGCACUUCUUCUGCUUGUGCUUCCUCUUCUUGUGCUUCCUCUACUUGCGCUCCUCUGCUUGUGCUUCCUUUGCUUGCGCUUCCUCUGCUUGCGCUUCCUAUGCUUGCGCUUCCUCUGCUUGGGCUCCUUUGCUUGUGCUUCCUCUGCUUGUGCUUCCUUUGCUUGUGCUUCCUCUGCUUGUGCUUCCUCUGCUUGUGCUUCCUCUGCUUGUGCUUCCUCUGCUUGUGCUUCCUCUGCUUGCACAUCCUCUGCUUGUGCUUCCUCUGCUUGCGCUUCCUUUGCUUGCGCUCCUCUGCUCAUGCUUCCUCUGCUUGUGCUUCCUGCUUGUGCUUCCUCUGCUUGCGCUUCCUCUGCUUACGCUUCCUCUGCUUGAGCUUCCUCUGCUUGCACUUCCUCUGCUUGCGCUUCCUCUUCUUGCGCUUCCUCAGCUUAUGCUUCCUCUGAUUGUGCUUCCUCAUCUUGCUCUUCCUUUGCUUACGCUUCCUCUGCUUGCGCUCCUCUGCUUGUGCUUCCUCUGCUUGUGCUUCCUUUCCUUGAAAUUCCUCUGUUUUUGCUUCCUCUGCUUGCGCUUCCUCUGCUUGCGCUCCUCUACUUGUGCUUCCUCUGCAUGUCCUUCCUGCUUGUGCUUCCUCUACUUGUGCUUCCUCUGCUUGUGCUUCCUCUACUUGCGCUUCCUCUGCUUGCGCUUCCUUUGCUUGCGCUUCCUCCUCUUGCGCUUCCUCUGCUUACGCUUCCUCUGCUUGUGCUUCCUCUGCUUGCUCUUCCUUUGCUUACGCUUCCUCAGCCUGCGCUCCUCUGCUUGUGCUUCCUCUGCUUGUGCAUCCUCUACUUGCGCUUCCUCUGCUUGUGCUUCCUCUGCUUGCUCUUCCUUUGCUUACGCUUCCUCAGCCUGCGCUCCUCUGCUUGAGCUUCCUCUGCUUGUGCAUCCUCUACUUGCGCUUCCUCUGCUUGUGCUUCCUCUACUUGCGCUUCUUCUGCUUGUGCUUCCUCUGCUUGUGCUUCCUCUGCUUGCGCUCUUCUGCUUGUGCUUCCUCUGCUUGCGAUUCCUCUGCUUGCGCUUCCUCUGCUUUCGCUUCCUCUACUUGCGCUCCUCUGCUUGUGCUUCCUCUGCUUGUGCUUCCUCUGCUUGCUCUUCCUUUGCUUACGCUUCCUCUGCCUGCGCUCCUCUGCUUAUGCUUCCUCUGCUUGUGCUUCCUCUGCUUGCGCUUCGUCUGCUUGUGCUUCCUCUACUUGCACUUCCUCUGCUUGUGCUUCCAUUGCUUGUGCUUCCUCUACUUGCGCUCCUCUGCUUGUGCUUCCUCACCUUGUGCUUCCUCUACUUGUGCUUCCUCUUCUUGUGCUUCCUCUGCUUGCGCUUCCUCUGCUCGCGCUUCCUCUGCUUGUGCUUCCUCUGCUUGUGCUUCCUCUGCUUGUGCUUCCUCAACUUGUGCUUCUUCUCCUUGCGCUUCCUCUGCUCCUGCUUCCUCUGCUUGCAUUUCCUCUGCUUGUGCUUCCUCUUCUUGCGCUUCCUCUGUUUGCGCUUCCUCUGCUUGCGCUCCUCUGCUUGUGCUUCCUCUGCUUGUGCUUCCUUUGCUUGCGUUUCCUUUGCUUGUGCUUCUUCAGCUUCCGCUUCCUUUGCUUGUUCUUCCUCUGCUUGUGCUUCCUCUGCUUGUCCUUCCUGCUUGUGCUUCCUCUACUUGUGCUUCCUCUGCUUGUGCUUCCUCUACUUGCGCUUCCUCUGCUUGCGCUUCCUUUGCUUGCGCUUCCUCCUCUUGCGCUUCCUCUGCUUACGCUUCCUCUGCUUGUGCUUCCUCUGCUUGCUCUUCCUUUGCUUACGCUUCCUCAGCCUGCGCUCCCCUGCUUGUGCUUCCUCUGCUUGUGCGUCCUCUACUUGCGCUUCCUCUGCUUGUGCUUCCUCUACUUGCGCUUCUUCUGCUUGUGCUUCCUCUGCUUGUGCUUCCUCUGCUUGCGCUCCUCUGCUUGUGCUUCCUCUGCUUGCGAUUCCUCUGCUUGCGCUUCCUCUGCUUUCGCUUCCUCUACUUGCGCUCCUCUGCUUGUGCUUCCUUUGCUUGUGCUUCCUCUGCUUGCUCUUCCUUUUCAUACGCUUCCUCUGCCUGCGCUCCUCUGCUUAUGCUUCCUAUGCUUGUGCUUCCUCUGCUUGCGCUUCCUCUGCUUGUGCUUCCUCUACUUGCACUUCCUCUGCUUGUGCUUCCUCUUCUUGUGCUUCCUCUACUUGCGCUCCUCUGCUUGUGCUUCCUCUACUUGUGCUUCCUCUGCUUGUGCUUCCUCUUCUUGUGCUUCCUCUGCUUGCGCUUCCUCUGCUUUCGCUUCCUCUGGUUGUGACUCCUCUGCUUGCGCUUCCUCUACUUGCACUUCCUCUACUUGCGCUUCCUCUGCUUGGGCAUCCUCUGCUUGCGCUUCCUCUGCUUGCACUUCCUCUGCUUGCGCUUCCUCUUCUUGCGCUCCUCUGCUUGUGCUUCCUCUGCUUGUGCUUCCUCUGCUUGCGCUUCCUCUGCUUGUGCUUCUUCUGCUUCCGCUUCCUCUACUUUGCUUCCUCUGCUUACACUUUCUCUGCUUGCGCUUCCUCUGCUCGCGCUUCCUCUGCUUGUGCUUCCUCUGCUUGUGCUUCCUCUGCUUGUGCUUCCUCAACUUGUGCUUCCUCUGCUUGCGCUUCCUCUGGUUGUUUUUCCUCACCUUCCGCUUCCUCUGCUUGCGCUUCCUCUGCUUGUGCUUCCUCUUCUUGCCCUUCCUCUGCUUGCGCUCCUCUGCUUGUGCUUCCUCUGCUUGUGCUUCCUCUGCUUGCGCUUCCUCUGCUUGUGCUUCCUCUACUUACGCUUCCUCUGCUUGCGCUUCCUCUGCUCACGCUUCCUCUGCUUGUGCUUCCUCUGCUUGUGCUUCCUCUGCUUGUGCUUCCUCAACUUGCGCUUCCUCUGCUUGGGCUUCCUCUGGUUGUGACUCCUCAGCUCCAGCUUCCUCUGCUUGCAUUUCCUCUGCUUGUGCUUCCUCUUCUAGCGCUUCCUCUGUUUGCGCUUCCUCUGCUUGCGCUCCUCUGCUUGUGCUUCCUCUGCUUGUGCUUCCUUUGCUUGCGUUUCCUCUGCUUGUGCUUCUUCAGCUUCCGCUUCCUUUGCUUGUUCUUCCUCUGCUUGUGCUUCCUCUGCUUGCGCUUCCUCUGCUUGCGCUUCCUAUGCUUGCGCUUCCUCUGCUUGGGCUCCUUUAUUUGUGCUUCCUCUGCUUGUGCUUCCUUUGCUUGUGCUUCCUCUGCUUGUGCUUCCUCUGCUUGUGCUUCGUCUGCUUGUGCUUCCUCUGCUUGUGCUUCCUCUGCUUGCGCUUCCUCUGCUUGUGCUUCCUCUGCUUGCGCUUCCUUUGCUUGCGCUCCUCUGCUCCUGCUUCCUCUGCUUGUGCUUCCUGCUUGUGCUUCCUCUGCUUGCGCUUCCUCUUCUUAUGCUUCCUCUGCUUGCGCUUCCUCUGCUUGCACUUCCUCUGCUUGCGCUUCCUCUUCUUGCGCUUCCUCAGCUUAUGCUUCCUCUGAUUGUGCUUCCUCAUCUUUCUCUUCCUUUGCUUACGCUUCCUCUGCUUGCGCUCCUCUGCUUGUGCUUCCUCUGCUUGUGCUUCCUUUCCUUGCAAUUCCUCUGCUUGUGCUUCCUCUGCUUGCGCUUCCUCUGCUUGCGCUCCUCUACUUGUGCUUCCUUUGCUUGUGCUUCCUCUGCUUGUGCUUCCUCUGCUUGUGCUUCCUCUACUUGCGCUUCCUCUGCUUGCGCUUCCUUUGCUUGCGCUUCCUCCUCUUGCGCUUCCUCUGCUUACGCUUCCUCUGCUUGUGCUUCCUCUGCUUGCUCUUCCUUUGCUUACGCUUCCUCAGCCUGCGCUCCUCUGCUUGUGCUUCCUCUGCUUGUGCGUCCUCUACUUGCGCUUCCUCUGCUUGUGCUUCCUCUACUUGGGCUUCUUCUGGUUGUGCUUCCUCUGCUUGUGCUUCCUCUGCUUGCGAUCCUCUGCUUGUGCUUCCUUUGCUUGCGAUUCCUCUGCUUGCGCUUCCUCUGCUUUUGCUUCCUCUACUUGCGCUCCUAUGCUUGUGCUUCCUCUGCUUGUGCUUCCUCUGCUUGCUCUUCCUUUGCUUACGCUUCCUCUGCCUGCGCUCCUCUGCUUAUGCUUCCUCUGCUUGUGCUUCCUCUGCUUGCGCUUCCUCUGCUUGUGCUUCCUCUACUUGCACUUCCUCUGCUUGUGCUUCCUCUUCUUGUGCUUCCUCUACUUGCACUUCUCUGCUUGUGCUUCCUCAGCUUGUGAUUCCUCUGCUUGCGCUUCCUCUUCUUGAGCUUCCUUUGCUUGCGCUCCUCUGCUUGUGCUUCCUCUGCUUGCGCUUCCUCUACUUGUGCUUCCUCUGCUUGCGCUUCCUCUGCUUGCGCUUCCUCUGCUUGCGCUUCCUCUGCUUGCGCUUCCUCUGCUUGUGCUCCUCUGCUUGCGCUUCCUCUGCUUGUGCUUCUUCUACUUGCGCUUCCUCUGCUUGCGCUUCCUCUCAUUGCGCUUCCUCUACUUGCGCUUCCUCUGCUUGCGCUCCUCUGCUUGUGCUUCCUCUGCUUGCGCUUUCUCUGCUUGUGCUUCCUGUGCUUGCGCCUCCUCUGCUUGUGCUUCCUCUGCUUGCGCUUCCUCUGCUUGCACUUCCUCUGCAUGCGCUUCCUCUGCUUGUGCUUCCUCUGCUUAUGCUUCCUCUGCUUGUGCUUCCUCUGCUUGCGCUUCCUCUGCUUGUGCUUCCUCUGCUUGCGCUUCCUCUGCUUGCUCUUCCUCUGCUUGCGCUUCCUCUGCUUGCGCUCCUCUACUUGUGCUUCCUUUGCUUGUGCUUACUCUGCUUGUGCUUCCUCUGCUUGUGCUUCCUCUACUUGCGCUUCCUCUGCUUGCGCUUCCUUUGCUUGCGCUUCCUCCUCUUGCGCUUCCUCUGCUUACGCUUCCUCUGCUUGUGCUUCCUCUGCUUGCUCUUCCUUUGCUUACGCUUCCUCAGCCUGCGCUCCUCUGCUUGUGCUUCCUCUGCUUGUGCGUCCUCUACUUGCGCUUCCUCUGCUUGUGCUUCCUCUACUUGGGCUUCUUCUGGUUGUGCUUCCUCUGCUUGUGCUUCCUCUGCUUGCGCUCCUCUGCUUCUGCUUCCUCUGCUUGCGAUUCCUCUGCUUGCGCUUCCUCUGCUUUUGCUUCCUCUACUUGCGCUCCUCUGGUUAUGCUUCCUCUGCUUGUGCUUCCUCUGCUUGCUCUUCCUUUGCUUACGCUUCCUCUGCCUGCGCUCCUCUGCUUAUGCUUCCUCUGCUUGUGCUUCCUCUGCUUGCGCUUCCUCUGCUUGUGCUUCCUCUACUUGCACUUCCUCUGCUUGUGCUUCCUCUUCUUGUGCUUCCUCUACUUGCACUUCUCUGCUUGUGCUUCCUCUGCUUGUCAUUCCUCUGCUUGCGCUUCCUCUUCUUGAGCUUCCUUUGCUUGCGCUCCUCUAA